Messenger RNA from Pimephales promelas (fathead minnow), 3215 nucleotides. RefSeq names its product FAM161 centrosomal protein A (gene fam161a). Gene Ontology annotation, biological process: cilium organization. Lineage: Eukaryota; Metazoa; Chordata; Actinopteri; Cypriniformes; Leuciscidae. Gene Ontology annotation, cellular component: cilium. The record is from RefSeq and is a predicted model, not a curated record.
CUACGCGGUCGUCAAGGAGACGCGCACCGGUUACAGUCAGGGAAAAAUUCAGUCUUUACCGUUAGCUACUUGUUAAAUUAGAUAGUUAAAUCUACCAGUCUGGGAAGAGAGACAAGUAUGGAGAAGUCCCACCGAACUAAUGUCCUGGUGACGUCCUGUCUGAAGACGCCGGUGGACCCGCACACUAAAGUCCCGUUAGCUCAGUAUGAGCGGGAGCGAGCACUGGACAACAGGCACUAUGAGAAAGAGGUGGAGUAUGACUCUGGAUCGGAGCUGUUAGCUGAUGGUCCUCCUGCUAAAGACAGCAAUGCUCUGCUGAUCAAAGACUACCGUGUAACGGGCGAUCACAUCGACCUCAGGGAGUUCUACUUCUCAAACCAGGAGUACUACCGUAAACUAGAGCAGCUGAAGACGGCUCAUCUCCAAACCAUGGCUGAACUCGAACUCAUGUAUCGCAAGAAACUGAACCUCAAAGGGGUGAGCGAUGCGGACCACACUGAUCGGAUCAGUCUUUCCACAGAUAUAACCGGUGGUCUGAAAAAAGCCCAGUCUGCUCUAGAGCUGCGAAAGACUUCAGACUCCUCUGACCUUUCUGAUGAAGAGUGCAUUGAUGAAAACGGCCAACGAGAUGGCAACACAGAAAAAGGCCUUCUUGUCUCGCCCAAAGAGCACAUUAAGAACAUGUGGCAUGACUUCAGUGUCAAAAAUCUUUCUUCGUCACAAUGCCAGCCGUUUUCAUCCUCCCUGCAGAGCUUGCCCGCUGACUGCCAGACUGACUGCAAACCCAAAAGAAGGAUUAGAGGUCGACGGCUAAAUAAACGCAAGCAAAACGCAGACGAUUAUUCGCAUCCGAGAGUCACGGUUCCCAAGCCUUUCCAGAUGACCCUUCGCGAGUUGGAACUGCGCAAGAAGGGCGUAAAAUCACGCGCUGAGAUCGAACGAGAGAACGAGGAUCUCCGACGCCAGUUAGACGAGCUAACCGAGUGCCAGAGGAAGUUUCGCGCCAGCCCGGUGCCCGCGCACGUGCGUCUCGCGCUCUACGAGGAACAGCAGGAGCGCGACAAGGAGCGCCGGCGACGCCAUCGGGACACGGAGCAGAAACGUCUACACGCCUCGCAGAAACCCUUCAGCUUCCUGGAGCGCGAGCGCCUGAAGAAAGAGCAGAAGGAGGCCAAGCUCAAGCACGUCAAAGAGGAAGAGGAGAGGAAAAGGUGCCUGUUUAAGGCUAAACCCGUCCCGCGGGCGGUGAGGGAAGCAGCGUCGGGUGAGCAGCAGAAAGAGGAGGAGCUCUACAGGGCGAUAAAGAUGCAGAUGCGGGCGAGAGAAAUGCUUCACAACGCAUCCAUGCCUCCUAGCAUGCUAGCACGGCGUCUCAGCGAGAAACAAACGCCGAAGGCCGUCCGGGACGACGAACCGGCCCACCGACCCAAAAUCAACACCGAAGUUCCAGACUUUGCCGCCCGCUACAGGAGGUUUCGUAAGCAGCUGGAGGAGAGCAAAGAAGUGCGGCCCGUGACGGCAUGCGAACCCUUCCAGCUGCGCACGGCUGACAUUGCCUCGCACAAAGAACGCAUCGUGGCGGAAAUCGAAGCAGAGAUACAGAGUCCGAAACUGUCACGCUGGCCGUUUGUGAGCCCACGCGCCCUCUCGCCUUCCUCAUCCCGUUGCUCCUCGCUGUCCGGAAGCCAGGAGUGCCUGACCGCCAAGAUCACGGACGCAGCCAAGAAACGGCAAGAAGCUGUGAGAAAAGUUCUUGAGCAAAGAAAGCGGAUCGAAGACGAAGAGGAGAAAUGGAAGGAGAAGCAAAAGCAAAGAGAGAAGAGAUUGCAGAAAGUGAUCACAAAGCGAGCCCAGGCCAACGACCCACAUGUGGCCCUGGCUCAGACCUGCCCGUCCAAACUAAAAGAGUUCAGGAAACAAGACCUCCAGAGACAGAGAGAGUUCCAGCAAGAGAUGAGAGAAAUCCAGGAAAGAGUGAAGGGAAGACCUCUGCUACUGGAGCAGGUUGCACAGAUGAAUGCUAAGAGAGCAGCUGAAAAGCUCUAUUCUGCCACUUUGCAUGGAUGUGGUCUGAGUGAGUCCUUCAUCAGCAGUAAAGCCCCUAAAGCAUCAACACACAGACAGACUCCAAGCCCCGCCCACUCUGGCAGCCAGACUCCACCCACAUACAGUAAAAUCAGACACGAAGAUCACGAAGACCUUCCAAACUUGCGGGAUUCUCUUCUCGAUGAUUAUCCAGAUGAUUAUGAGGAGUAUGACCACGACAUGGAGCCAGGACUCAUGGACAGAGAUGAGGAUGAGAAACUCAAUGUGUAUCAUGACAGUGAUGAGGAAAAGGGCAAUGAUGAAAGACACUCACAUGGUGACGAGGAGGAUUUUGAUGAUGAUGAUGUUGAUGAUAAGGACGAUGACAUCAUCAGUAAGCACAGCCAGAGCAGAAUGGGUAGCGAAAGUAAUAGCAGUCAGCAUAGCAACAGGAGCAGAACAGGGAGUGUUAAUUAGUUAAUUCACUAAGUAAAAUGAAAAGAUCAGAAAAGUGAUGAGAAACAGAAAUUACCCUAAUGGAGAAAACUGGUGUUUUCCUAAGAUAUGUCAUUUGCUUUUGGGUAUUUGAUGUUUUUUGAACUGAACAAACCUCCAUAGUAAAUUUUUGUUGGAUACAUCUAGUAGAUUGAAUCUUAAAAACCUUGUUAAGACCUUGUUUUUUUUUUUUAAAUAAUAAAAAAAAGAAUAAUAUGUAAAAUAAAAAUGUAUUAAUUAAACUAAUAUAUAUUUAUAUAUAUAUUUAUUAAGGUACUUAUACUAUUAAAGUCUUUAAGUAGCCUAUAUUAAAUGAUAAUAAAAAACAUUGCAAUUGUAAAAAAACCAAAAAACAAUAGUACUGAGAAUCACCAUUGACGACAAAGAGAUUUAGCGAAAAAACAAAAGAAAAACCCUUAAAUAUAUAAUAUAUGCAUUAUAGUAAUGGUAAUUUGCUGAAUUAUAUUGAAAAUAAUCAUGCAAUGCAACAAAUCUUAAUGAUGAGCUUAAUUUGAUAAAUGUAUUGUUUCUAUUGUUUACAUGGGGCAGAAUGUGACCUGGACAUGUUUACAUUAGCAGUAAUGAAUGUAUCAUACUACAUGUGGAAAUAUGUCUAUCCCCUAAUCAGAUAUAUUUAACAAAGGGUCCAAAACACUAAAUUACUGAAUAUGUUACAAAUAAAAUGACUGUUUGUA